AUGAGAUGGCACAAAGAGAAGCGUCCUAACACAAAUGGAGUAUUGAGGCAUCCAGCAGAUGGAGAAGCAUGGAAGCACUUUGAUGAACAAUAUCCGAUAUUUGCUAUGGAUCCUCGUAAUGUCCGGCUAGGUGCUGCCACUGAUGGAUUUAAUCCUUUUAGUAACAUGAGUACUUCGUAUAGCAUGUGGCCAGUGAUGUUAGUGCCUUAUAACCUGCCACCUUGGAAGUGCAUGAAAGAGACUUUUUCGAUGAUGUCACUAUUAAUACCAGGCCCAACGGCACCUGGAAAAGACAUUGAUGUGUACUUAUGGCCUAUGAUUGAUGAAUUGAAAGAUCUAUGGACAAAUGGUGUCACCACUUAUGACAUCUCUAAAAAGGAGAGGUUUACAAUGCAUGCAGCAGUGUUGUGGACAAUACAUGACUUUCCAGUAUAUGGAACACUUUCUGGAUGGAGUACCAAAGGAUACAAAGCAUGUCCGACUUGUAAUGAAGAUACUUCUUCCCAAGCUUUAAGAAGUAAGAUUUGUUACAUGGGACAUCGUCGAUAUUUAUCCAUAAAUCAUGCAUGGAGAAAUAAUCGACAAUAUGAUGGAAAGCCUGAACGAAGGUUAGCUCCAAGGCAGUUUUCAGGAGCUGAAAUAUUACAACAGUUAGAUAGGACAAUUGAGAGCAGACCGGGGAAACAUCCUAACAAUGUGGAUAAAAAGAGAAAACGUGCUGCCUUUGGAACAAUGUUGGACAUCAAAGGUAAGUCGAAGGAUACUGACAAGGCACGUAUGGAUUUAAAGGAUCUGAAUAUUCGAAAAGAAUUGCAUUUACAAGAAACUGGAGUUCACCUACCAUAUGAGGCAAAAAUGGCAGGACCAGUACACACUCGUUGGAUGUAUCCUUUUGAAAGAUUCAAUCGGCCAGAACCUAAUAAAGAUGGUGAGAAUCAGAUUGCUUCGAAUUUGUCAGUAUUCACUCAACCUGUGAACUUGUUGGGGAAACCUCAAUUUGUUGAACUGAAAGAUGAUGAUUAUAAAAAAGCUCAUUGUGAGCACACCAAACUAUUGCAAAACAGAGGUGUCACAAGUAUUCUGCAGGUACAAGAAAAGGAAUUUCCACAAUGGUUUGAACAAAGGAUAAAAUAUUUCAGUAGAUGUAAAUAUCCAAUGGUAACUGAUGAGUUGUACUCACUAGCAUGUGGUCCUGAUUAUGGAAUAAGAUCAUAUAGUGGAUGUGUAGUAAAUGGAGUUCGAUAUCGCACAAAAGUUCGUGAUGAUAGGCGUGUCACUCAAAAUUGUGGAAUUUGGGUUGUAGGUGAUCAUGAUGGUGAAUCUUGUGACUUUUAUGGGGUAAUAGAAGACAUUCUUGUGUUAGACUAUAGGUCCAAACACUCUGUUGUACUUUUUAGAUGUGCAUGGUUUGACACAAAUGUGAAAAAGAAAAAGAUGAUCACAGAGUUUCAAAUCACAAGCAUUAAUGUCACUUCAUAUUGGUAUAAGAACGACCCUUUUGUCCUUGCCUCACAAGCUAAACAAGUGUUUUACGUGGAUGAUUAUAAGAUGGGUCAACAUUGGAAAGUGGUUUGA
Molecule: messenger RNA, 1575 nt
Organism: Ziziphus jujuba (common jujube)
Lineage: Eukaryota; Viridiplantae; Streptophyta; Magnoliopsida; Rosales; Rhamnaceae
Exons: 6
Coding region: 1-1575 (524 amino acids)
Source: RefSeq, a predicted model, not a curated record